Messenger RNA from Colletes gigas, 3744 nucleotides. RefSeq names its product LIM domain-containing protein jub (gene jub). Gene Ontology annotation, biological process: negative regulation of hippo signaling; response to hypoxia; cytoskeleton organization. Lineage: Eukaryota; Metazoa; Arthropoda; Insecta; Hymenoptera; Colletidae. The transcript is spliced from 6 exons. Gene Ontology annotation, molecular function: transcription corepressor activity. The coding region runs from base 348 to 2996 and encodes 882 amino acids. Gene Ontology annotation, cellular component: nucleus; P-body; transcription regulator complex. The record is from RefSeq and is a predicted model, not a curated record.
AUCCCAAAAUCGUGGGGGGAAACGGCUCUGGUUUGGUUGAGUAAACUUCUUCUUAAUACCGUGCGUCGCGUUUUGUCGUAUUCCGUGAGAGAAUCACGCGUGUGUACGACACGCAGUGCAAGUGAAAACAAGUUGGUAGGGGAGGGUGCAUACAAGUUGAGGGAGAUCGAUUUGACACGACGACCACCGAGCUGAUUCAGCUUUGUGAACGAUGUCGAAUCGUUUGAUAGCGAUUUUCCACGGAAUUGCAAAAACGUGGAUCUAAACGGUACACGCGGAUAGUUUCUACGUAACGAGGAUAAAAUCUUUCUUAUUAUCGUUGAUCGCCUUACUGUGAAUCACUGCCAAUGUGCAACUCGGCCGACGCUUCUUACGUACAAAAGCUAGGUUAUCUGCAUCUCGGGGAUGAAACCAGUGACGCCGGCGGUGCAUCGGGUACCGGUAGGGUCACAGGAUCACGACCUGAGGCCCAGGUACCCGUAUCAAGAAAUAUUGCCAACAGAAACGAUGCUAGAGGGCCUGGUAGACCAGUUGGUGCUAUCGAGAGUUUCAUUGAAGGCAACUCUGAGAGCUGUAGACAAGUGUCAACGACUGAUUACAAAUUAUACGAGCGUGAGAACAUAAUAGCUGCAUCAAGGUUUGCUACGCCGAAACCUGUGGAGCAGAUAAGUGCCCAGCAACAACAGAAUCAAAGUCGUAUGAGUCAUCAACAAGCACCGGUAUACGAAAAUAUUGAUUAUUAUCCGCAGCAAAGUCAACCCCAUCCCCCUUAUUAUCAUCCAGUGGAGUCUAGGAAAAGUCCCAAGAGUAGCCCCCGGGGUUCUUUAGCAAGCGAAUCUUACGAACCUACUUUUAGGAAAGCACAACCACAAGUACCUACUGGAAAUCGAUACCAGUCUGUAUCACCGGCAAAAGAAUUACCUCCGUACGAAGCUCCCCCUGUUUAUGAAAAUAUUCAAGAGGUACACUUCACAGAGAAUACGCAAAAUAAACCAGGCCCUCAAGUCCCACCCAAUUACUAUCACCCAGCCACGAUUAACGGAGGUGAUUAUGUCGUCAUGACUGGAAAAGUAGGUCAAGUACAAAAUCAACGCGGUAUGACGCAAAGUUUAUCGUAUACGCAACAGAGAGGAAACAACAUACGUGGCCAAAGUUACGAUGGUUCAAAUUUACAACGCUCCAUCGAUUCCUCUGCAUCGAGGUACUUACAAGGAUCUUCUUCGUCGUUGGAUCACCAAGCUGGCAGAAGUGCUUACGUUCCACCAUCGGAAUUACAAACACCGACCAGAAAUUUUAGUUAUAGUUCUGAGCAACAACAACAUUCUCCUAGGUCUGGACUCCCUUAUCAUAGUGAAUCUCCACCGAUACGUUUACCACCGGAACCGCACCAUUAUCGCGGUUCUUUGGAUAGUACAAUGAGUGGACAACAUGGCUUCCGGGCAACAAAUCAUACAGAAGGUACACAGCAAUCCCAAUAUCGUCAAGACAGUCCCCAAAGUUACAAGCCAUAUAUGGAGUCAACGACAAGAACUACAAGUGCAAAUAUUACUGGAGAGACACAAGCCAGGAAUUCUCCUGUCUAUGGUGUGCGACAAGGUGAGCAAACUGCUUGCCGUAAUUCUCCCUGUUACUCUCCAAGUAGGGUAUUACCGCCAAACGAGAGGAACUAUCAUCAUCAAGAACCUAGAUCAGAAUUUCCUGCUAGAAAUUCCCCAAUUUAUUCCUCUAACCGAUCAACAGAACACUUAAGACUAAGUAAUCUGCAGAAUGAUAGAAACUUCAUUCAGGAUGCACCUGAUCCUUUUGAAGCAAAAACACCACCCAUAUAUUCACCCAGUCGCGGCGAUUCUUCCAGAAUAAUAGCUAACAAUAAUGGUGUGAGAGGCUCCCCAAAGACAAGUCCAACUCACAAUCAAAUACCAUCCGAUACUAUUACACAGAAUGUCAUUAAUUCACCGAGACACGUGUUAUCUUCCUCAAAUAAUACCAUUGGAAGUCCUCUUCGUGGCCAAGUACAAACACCGGUAACUAGUGCUACAACAACUGCCACUGACUCUGAUUCAAAUGUUCAUGGUCCCAGAAUAACUAGCCUUCCUCCGGGGGUGACUAGUGGUGUAGCUGGUCCAGUUUUUUUGAAUGCUGGUGUACCUGUAUUACAAAGGACAUCUGAACCAGAACCAGAAGAAAGAAAGUCAGUUAGUCCGCCAAUGAAACAUACGGCUGGGAAGGGACUGCUUCCUUACAAUGUUAUACCACCUAGAUCUUCGGGACCCACUGAAGCGGAGAGAAAAAUAGAAGAGUUGACGAGGCAACUGGAAGAAGAAAUGGAGAAACAAGAAGAGGAAGGAGAAUACUUUGGUAUUUGUCACACAUGCGGUGAAAAAGUAACUGGGGCAGGUCAGGCUUGUCAAGCCAUGGGUAAUCUUUAUCACACGAAUUGUUUUAUAUGCUGUUCCUGCGGAAGAGCGUUACGUGGCAAAGCAUUCUAUAAUGUUCACGGAAAAGUUUACUGCGAGGAAGAUUACUUGUACUCUGGCUUCCAACAGACAGCCGAGAAAUGCGCGAUUUGUGGUCAUCUAAUUAUGGAAAUGAUAUUGCAAGCGAUGGGGAAAUCUUAUCAUCCAGGAUGCUUUCGAUGUUGCGUUUGUAACGAGUGUCUUGACGGUGUUCCUUUCACGGUCGAUGUUGAUAAUAAAAUUUAUUGCGUUAACGAUUACCAUAGAAUGUUCGCCCCUAAAUGUGCUUCAUGCGGAAAGGGGAUCACUCCUGUCGAGGGCACUGAGGAGACUGUAAGGGUUGUUUCCAUGGAUAAAGAUUUUCACGUGGACUGCUACGUUUGCGAGGAUUGUGGUAUGCAGUUGACCGACGAACCGGACAAACGAUGCUACCCACUCGACGGUAGACUCAUGUGUCGUGCGUGCCACAUCCAACGCAUAUCCCACACGCAGCCUAGGGCACCACAGCCAGUAUCAGCUAGCUAUCAAUUUAUGGGAUAAGUUAAAUCAGUUCCGUAAUUUAAGCAUUUCGUCGGAUAUUUCGAACCGAACUGCGCGCGCUCGUAUCAGUCGUCCGUUAUUCGACCGAACGAAGCUCCGAUUACCACGGUGAAACUAACUUGUCCCUUAGUUUAUACCAGGCAUGUCCAAACGAAGCUCGGAAAUUUAGACAUCUUCCGCCGCUCUGUUCGAUUAACAUAAUACCAUACAUUAACCGAUACCGCGCGAUACGGUACACAUGUUCAAUGUGAACGUCAUCCGCGGAAAUAAACAUAACCUCUUUUGUUUUAUGAACGAAGUGUUCAACGGAAGAGGAAAGAUGAGACGUUGUCGAGUGUUUUAUUUCUCGAUGGCGGCGCGUAAGAGUGCAAGUUACGUGCAGGGCUCCACCCCAUGGACAUGCCUGGUUUAUACGGUGUAAAUUAGUAGAAAAGACAGGUACCGAUUUACAUUCUAAUCAAUCAACGUCUGCGAAAAGUUAUAGCUUUAUUGUUCCUCUGAACGAGAGGUUAGGAUUACGUACCAAGACUGGAUAUUUACAGAACCGAAAUACUUACACUGCCCAUUGGGAUCAUCUAGAUUAUUCAGGUCUAAUCAAUAACAUAAUCGAUCGAUGAUCUAUUUGAUAUUUUUAGCAAUAUAUUGUCGCUAUUCGUGGCAAGUUUCCAUUGACAGCUAUACUAAUAUAGGUAAGUGGUAUAUUUAAUAUAUGUGGUCUUUAUUUAUUUGUCCAAGGUACUGCACGCGA